Molecule: messenger RNA, 1233 nt
Organism: Closterium sp. Yama58-4
Lineage: Eukaryota; Viridiplantae; Streptophyta; Zygnematophyceae; Desmidiales; Closteriaceae
Source: the annotation of a GenBank genome assembly
AUGCUCACGAGAAUGGUCAAGGGGGGAGAGGGCACAGGGGAGCCGGCGGAGGGGAUGCAUAGGCGUGGGGAAGAAGAAGAUGCAGCAGGAGGGAGUGAGGGAGCCGGAGGAGAGAGUGGGGAGGGAGAUGAGGGAGGGAAUGAGGAGGAGGGGGGACGGGAGGGGAGUGAGGUCACGUUGAUAGAAGAGUGUGCGGAUGGGAAUGAAAAGUCGCGGAAGAGAAAGCGGGACGUUGAGAGUGCCACGGAGACGAGGGGACGGAAACAGGGACUGGGGAGGAAGCGGAAGGGCAUGAAUACAAGGGAGGAGGAGGACGACGAGGAUGGAGAGGAGGAGGAUGAGGAGGGAGAGGAGGAGGAAGACGAGGAGGGAGAGGAGGAGGAGGAGGAAGAUGAUGUUGUGGAGGUUCAGGUGUGCAGAACGGUGGUGCAAGUUAAAGAGGAGAGGAAGGAGGGGGCGGGUGGGGGAGUUUUGGAGAUCGAGUGGACAAAGAUGAGAGCAGUGAAGGAGGAGGAGGUGGAGGUGAAGGAGGUGGAGCGAAAAGAGGAAGAAGGCCUAAGACGGACAGGGCAGGUGAAAGUUAAGAUGGAAACUGCAUCAGCGACCCGAGCGAAGGAGACGGUUGGCGGUCACGGUUGUGGUACCAGUAUAUGGGGUAUUAAGGGAGGGUUGCUUGUAGAGAUGGCCACAGGAGCAGGUGCAAGGAAAGAUGUGAAGACUUUUGAGGCGCCUCAAAAGGCCACAGGAGCAGGUGCAAGGAGCGAGGUGACAAGAGAAGAAAGUGGGUUGAAGCCAGAAGAAAGUGAGAUGAAGCGAGAAAGGGGUAUCGUGACAAGGAGAGCCGCAGCAAGACUGGAAGCUGAAGCUGCCAAGUUGAAGGCUGCUCAGGGUCGAGUGCUGAGGUCUCGCAUCAUUGAUGCACCACAGGCAGGGGGGGCAGCAGGAACAGGAGGUGCAGGGGCAGCAGCAGGCAGAGCAGGAGUGGCAGCCAGAGGGAAUUCUGGUCAGUGCAAGGGAAAGGGGGUUGCAGCUGCCACUACAGUUCCGGAUAAUAAAAGGGGGAUGAAUUCGGGCCUUGAGACAGUAAUGAGGAGCGCUGUAAAGGGGAUGGGGAAAGGGGGGAGCAGAGCGGAAGAGGAAGAAGAUAAGGCACAGCUGAGGCAUCUCCAGAAGGAAGAGGAGUAUGAUAGUGAUGACGAUGUAAUCGAAGUGGUGGUUGCUGGGACAGUCUAA